CUUUUUUGCUUUUUAGGGCUGCACCUGAAGCCUAUGGAGAUUGACUGUAGUGAGUUUCGGGACCCCAAAGUCUACUGUACCCGGGAAUCUAAUCCCCACUGUGGUUCCGAUGGCCAGACAUACGGCAACAAAUGCUCCUUCUGUAAGGCAGUGGUGAAAAGUGGUGGGAAGAUCAACCUGAAACACCCAGGAAAAUGCUGA
Molecule: messenger RNA, 201 nt
Organism: Phacochoerus africanus (Common warthog)
Lineage: Eukaryota; Metazoa; Chordata; Mammalia; Artiodactyla; Suidae
Product: serine protease inhibitor Kazal-type 6-like
Exons: 3
Molecular function (GO): protein binding
Source: RefSeq, a predicted model, not a curated record